Lipotes vexillifer (Yangtze River dolphin) is the source of this 1247-nucleotide messenger RNA. RefSeq names its product spindle and kinetochore associated complex subunit 3 (gene SKA3). The record is from RefSeq and is a predicted model, not a curated record. Gene Ontology annotation, biological process: chromosome segregation; mitotic cell cycle. Gene Ontology annotation, cellular component: spindle microtubule; outer kinetochore; kinetochore. Lineage: Eukaryota; Metazoa; Chordata; Mammalia; Artiodactyla; Lipotidae. Bases 9 to 1247 code for a protein of 412 amino acids. The transcript has 8 exons.
GCUCGUCCAUGGACCUGAUCCGGGGCUUCUGCGGGAAGCUGCGGUUUCUGGCCGUGACCCUGGACGGCGAGACGGCUCGGCUGCAGCGAGCGCUGGACGGAGAGGACAGCGACUUUGAAGAUUAUCCAAUGAGAGUUUUACAUGACCUUCAUUCAGAAGUCCGGACUCUAAAGGAUGAUGUCAAUAUUCUUCUUGAUGAAGCAAGCUUGGAAAGUCAAGAAAGCAUUGGUUUCAUAAAGGCAACAAAAGUACUGAUGAAAAAAAAUUCAAUGGAUAUCAUGAAAAUAAGAGAGUUUUUCCAGAAGUAUGGAUAUAAUCCACGUGCCAAGGAAAAUUCAGUGGAUGAGCAAGAAGUCGUUGACUCUAAACCAGAGAAAAAUAAACGUGAAAAUCCUGAGAAGCCUGAUGUGAAGGGUGAUUUGUCGGAUUCCGCUCUUCUAAGCAGUUCUGUUUCUGAGGAGACUCCACGUAGUCCACAACUUUCCGAUUUUGGACUUGAGCGGUACAUGAUAUCCCAAGUUCUGCCAAACCCUCCCCAGGCAGUAAACAACGAGAAGGAAGAGCCAAAAAUUUUAACUCCAUUUUCCAAACGGCCACUAGUAAAAACUCCCAAAUGUGCACUAAAGAUGGAUGAUUUUGAGUGUGUGACUCCUAAAUUAGAACACUUUGGUAUCUCUGAAUAUACUAUGUGUUUAAAUGAAGAUUAUACAAUGGGACUUAAAAAUGUGAAGAAUAACAGUGAGGAGGCCAUAGAAACAGAACCAGUGACCAACAAUAAUUUCUUUGCCACUCCUGGCCCCAUAACCCAGCCAUUGGAAAAAAAUGAUGCUGAGCAUACACAUUCUCCCGUGGCACCUACGUUCUGCACUCCUGGUUUGAAAAUCCCUUCUACAAAGAACAGCACAGCUUUGGUAUCCACACAUUAUCCAUUAUCAAAAACAAAUAGUUCAUCAGAUGACUUGGAAAUGAAAGACAGUACGUCAUUAGUUUUAAAUUCAGACGAGUCGUGCUUUGAGAAUUUUGCGGACCCCUCUUCUCCUACGAUUUCUUCUUAUGAGAAUCUGCUAAGAACACCUACACCUCCAGAAGUAACUACAAUUCCAGAAGAUAUUCGCCAGAUUUUAUCAAAAUACAACUCAAACCUAGCUACUCCGGUAGCAGUUAGAGAAGUGUCACCCAGCAAAGUGUUCCUUCCUCGGUGUGAAGGACAGGACAUCCGAGACGCUGGCAACAGAGAAAACUGGUGA